AUGCCGCCCCCCGUGGCCGACUUGUCUGAUGACGAAUCGUCAACUGGCGAAUCUAUUCCUUAUGAGGAGGUUGAGGAUGUAGAUGAGGAGGGCGAUGACGAGGAAGAGGAUGUGUACGUUGUCGAGAAGAUCGUGGGACAUAACUUCAAAUCUGACGGCACCCUCAUGCUCCGAGUGAAAUGGCAAGGAUACAGUGACCCCAAAGACCAGACGCUGGAACCGGAGGAGAACCUGCUCGAAGGCGCAAAGGAUGUGCUUGAUGAGUACUUCAAGGGUCUCGGAGGACGACCGGAGAAACCAGAGCCCAAGAAGCGCAAGUCUAUGGGACGGCCACCGAAAUCAACCCUCGAGAAGCUGGAGCCCCGAAAGCGCAGAAGGUCGCGAGCGGACACCGAAACUGAUGCCAUUGAGGACAAAGAGAAAGAGAAAGACAGUCAAGUGCCCGACUGGGUACCGAAGUCAAAGAGCUGGGAGAACGAGGUCAAGGCAGUGGAUACCAUUGUUCGCGAACGUGAUGGGCUGGUAGCAUUCUUGCACUGGAACAAUGACAAGAAAUCCAAGGUCUCUAUCGAAAUGUGUUAUGAAAAAUGCCCCCGCAAAGUGAGUGUAUCCCAUGCCUCGUUUGACCAAUGCUAA
This is a messenger RNA of Aspergillus calidoustus, 636 nucleotides long. The record is from the annotation of a GenBank genome assembly. Lineage: Eukaryota; Fungi; Ascomycota; Eurotiomycetes; Eurotiales; Aspergillaceae.